This is a messenger RNA of Coprinopsis cinerea okayama7#130, 969 nucleotides long. RefSeq lists its product as hypothetical. The record is from RefSeq and is a predicted model, not a curated record. NCBI's taxonomy places the organism in Eukaryota, Fungi, Basidiomycota, Agaricomycetes, Agaricales, Psathyrellaceae. The coding region runs from base 1 to 969 and encodes 322 amino acids. The transcript is spliced from 13 exons.
AUGGCGCAUGUGGAUCUGGUUACUGGGCAACCCCGCCCGCACAAUAUUGUCCAUGGAUCAUAUCCCCACCUCGUUCUAUUUCUGGUCCUCAACAUGUGGCCUGCGUUUCUUGGUCUCCCUGUCCUAAUCGCCAUCGUCCUCUUUUCGACACAAGUGAAACGACAUGGCACUUUCCUCAACUUUUGUGUCGCCUUUCUCAUAACUGGAAUUGUCUCCAGCCUGCUUGUAUACUUCGGCAAAUUCACUGGUCCAGAACCCGCUCCAAUGCUUUGCCUGCUUCAGGCCUCUACGAUCUAUGGUGUUCCACCGUUGGAAUCCAUUUGUGCCUUUAUGCUUGUGCUCCAGAUGUUUCUCAAGAUCCGAGCUGCCCACCACGGUAAGCCCUGCGAGGAUGAUGAUCACAAAAUACGUUUCUGGGUGAUGAUUAUAUCACCAUAUGUUGUGUACUUUAUCUUCGUUCUAGCAACCGCCAUCGUUGGUGCUAAUGACCCUCGACGAGUAUCGCGAAAUCGCCGGUUUUUCUACUGCUCGGUGGAAAACUUACCACUGACUAACACCAUCGCUGUUGUCUGUUCCAUUAUCCUCCUCGCGACUGUUAUCCUGGAAGCGUGGACCUUGAUCCUCCUCAUUCGACACCGCAAGAUAGCAAGGCUUCAGGGCUCCAGCCUUCGUCGAAAAGUGGAUCUUAGCUUCCCUGUUCGCAUUCUCUCCUUUGGUCUGUAUAUAAUCACUGCUAUGAGUCUGAGCCUCAUCUCAGUCACGUCACCGUCUAGCCCCGUCCCUGAUUUGGUUCUGGCCAGCGCCCCGACCGUCUUUAUUCUGAUCUUUGGCACACAAAGGGAUAUUAUUCGUGCAAUGUGCGUUUGGAAGAGAUGCAAGCCGAUAUACGUCGAGCCAGACGCGAAGACGAUCGACCUGAGAUACGCCUUUGACGCCGAAUCCACGUUUGCAAAGCCUGUCAAAUUCUGA